UAUUUGCUAUGUUUAGCAAAAAAGCUGAAGGUUGCGAAGGAGUAGGAACAAAAAUAGGCUAAAUCCCCUAUUUGCACUUUAUAUAUUAUUUUUUUCACAAUCAACACCCUCUAUAAUUUUUACUCUUGGUCGACACCUUUCAUAAUUUGAAAUCACCAAAGAAAAUCCAACUAGAGACAACAAUCAGAGUAGAUCAAGUUCACCAAAGAACAAAUAUAAAUAAUGACAAGAACUCUGCUAUACCAUUUGGGUGAGAAAGACUCAGUGAAAGUCCUUCACUUGCAGUUCCACCAAAAUGGCACUGAGAGUGGUGAUGCUAAAACAUGUUGAGGUCAGCUCUGGUCCUAUCUUAGGACUCAGGAGGUUGGCCCACUCUGCUGCACUUCCUCUACAAUUGGAUUACCCGAUUGGUCAACCAACAACACCCCAACCUUUUGUUUUGCCAGAAAUGGAAGGAAUGCCAAAUAAGAACAAUAAAAAUGAUAAUGGGCUCGGAUUCCCAUCUUUCUCUUUUAGUGGAUCCAUGGAGCUCAUGACUGAACCCAAGAGAAAGACGACUCCCCAUAAGAGAGGAAUACGAAAUGGACCAAAGGCUUUGAAACCUGUUCCAGUGAUUAUCCGAUGCAAGUAAGGAUUUUUCAAAAAAUGAGUUGUGGUAGGGUUAAGCUGCCUCACUUCUAUUGUUGCAGUGGAGAGAGAGGAGCAACAGGUGAACGUAGUGGCAGUGGCUCAUCUAAUUGAUCAGGUUUUCUAUAUGCUCGUGCAGUCAAAGAGAUACAUAGUUAGCUUUCGAUUUUCAUGUUUUAUUAGAUGGUUAACGCCUCGUUUGGUAUGGUUUUAGUUUUUUGUUUUAGUUUAAAUAAAUAUUGUAACUCUAAACAAAAAAUUCAUUUAGUUUCAUGCAUGUUGACAAUAUAUUAUUAUGAUCAUUAAAAAAAGAACAAGUUUAUUUUUUUAAUUUUCAAUGUUAAAAUUUGUUUUAAAUAAAGUAUUAGUUUUUUU
Rubroshorea leprosula is the source of this 1002-nucleotide messenger RNA. Lineage: Eukaryota; Viridiplantae; Streptophyta; Magnoliopsida; Malvales; Dipterocarpaceae. The record is from the annotation of a GenBank genome assembly.